AUGGACACCGACAAUCCUACCGAUGUAGACUUUGACCCGAAUCAACAGGACGUUUUUGACUCAAAUCGACAAGAUGCAGAAGCAGCUCUGGAAGCAUUGAGAGCAGCGAUCUCUCAACCUGAUCAUGUGUUUGCUCAAUCGUCGACAGUCGAUCCACCACAACCCAUUGCGCCGACUUUAUCGUCCAUAGACUCGACAGAUCAACGUCAAGAUGUCGACAAGGCUUUGGUGACUAUUCUUCAGUUGAAUAAUGCUUCGCAGGCUGUCUUGGACUCCAUGGAUAGAGACUAUAAGGAUCUGCAGCUCUUAGCCAAUGUCAAAACUUUGAAGGAUUACAGUCGAAAGAUUGCUGAAACGGUCAAAAACUUACAACAGUCAUUCCCGCAAGUCAUAGACCCCACGCUAUAUGAUGAUACUGUUUCCCGAGCCGAACAUGAUGCCCUGCGGCCUCAAUAUGAUGCUCUCGUUGCUGGUAAACCUGGUCCCAGCAGGCAUCGUCCGAAAAGACCAGCUGCGGUUCUGGAGGUAGACGAAGGGACUGCUUCUCCGGGUGCUACCAGUCCAGUGGCGCGAGACUCGGUGGACAAGGCGACGAUCCGAAAGCAGAGAAGCGUCAAGCUAGAGCACCUCGUGCACAAAAUGGCCAAUCGUCGAUUAGGAGUACAAUACGCGAUUCAAGGAUUUGAAGUCCGCGGUAGCAGAGAGCUACCUGAACCAGGGACCUCAGCUCCAUCACCUACCGAAUCAGCCAAUGGAGUUCAGGAAUUCCGACCGUAUUUCAGAGGAGAGAUUACUUCGCCGGAAGCUAAACCAUUUAUCGAUCAAGUCGUCGAUGACUGCCUCGAAGCUUGGGAGCGAGACGACGGUCUGGGUGCAGGCGAAAGCAUCGUAAUGAAUCGUGAAAAGAUGGAAGAGGCAGUGGCGACGUACUGGAUCCGAUUGUGCAAACGAUGGGAAGAGCAGCAAGCUCGGAUACGAGGAGAACUACACCGCGAUGAGAUUACUCGGAAAAAGCAAAAUCAGUAUAGACGUCAACAAUCACAUCUCGCGCGUCGACUGGCAUCCUUUGAUCAAUCUCCACUGAACCUGUGCAAAUUAAGAGCUCUGUAUCGCUCCCUUCUUACUAUUGAUUUCGUCCCUCCGACCCAGGAUCGACCGGAUCCCAAAAGAGCUUAUACCGAAAAGGAAUGGCUGGCAUACCAGAAGCUAGCGAACAAUGGUCGAGCACCGAUGGCACACGAGGUAGUGGAUAUUUGGUGGCUAUCGCCGAAUGUUCGCGUCCUCCUCACCAUUCUCGACACGUUCGCGCAGGAUCAAGCUACUCGAAUCAAGCGUAAAGGCAAGCCAAAGCAGCCUGCAGCGACUUUCCACCUACCUCCAGAGCUCUGGGAUCGGUCCACUCUGCCGAUUCUCCGACCCAAAGAUGCGAAUGGACUUCCAGUUGACAAGGGCGGCAUCAUCCUGUUCCGCUUCCACGUCAGUGAACAAGUUCAGCUUGAGAAUGCGGAAUGGGCUAAAGGACUAUACGAUGAUCCUCCUCUCGGCGAUACAGAGGCAGUCUUACCGAUGCUCGAUCAGAUCGUAAAUACUGGGCCGUACUUGCACAUCAAGCUCAAGGUCAAGCGAGCGAUGGAAGUUGCAGCAGUGAAGCUGUUGCCAGAAGGAGAGAUCGAUGAUGUCCUCGCUCGACCAGUCCCACCAGAGGAACCGUUGGCGAUCCCUGAUCCAGAUGCGGCAGCUCGAGACUUGACAGCCGCAGAAGAAUUCAUGUCUCAGAACCUUGAAGCUUUCGAAGCAUUGGCCAAUAACCCUCUUGCUUUCCCUGAAGGAUUAAUGGGAACUUUUGGAGCACUCGCUACUGGCCCAAGCCCCGGAAGCAGUAUCCGAGCUAGAAAGCAGAACAAAAGACAAGCUAGAGAGCUGCCGGGUGGCUCAGCCAUGCCGGUCGCGAAGAAACGAUGGAAUGGUGAUGCUGCGGGACCGGAUGCAGAAGACGAUCAAACUAUCGACGUCAAAGCCGACUUGGAGCGCGAUGGAGAGUUUCUGCAGACAUUGAAUUAG
Molecule: messenger RNA, 2061 nt
Organism: Kockovaella imperatae
Lineage: Eukaryota; Fungi; Basidiomycota; Tremellomycetes; Tremellales; Cuniculitremaceae
Exons: 4
Coding region: 1-2061 (686 amino acids)
Source: RefSeq, a predicted model, not a curated record